CCUCUCGCCCCCUUCACUCCACUUCUUUCUCCAUUUCUCUCGCUCUCUGUGCCCAGUAGACAGCAGUAGAAUAGAAAGCCAAGUGAAAAGCAAAGUUGAGCAAAAGCCAAACGGGAAAGGGGGGUGAGAAAGAAGCUGAUACCCAUACAGAAGAGACCUUCUCUCCCAAACCGCCCCAAGAAGAAGAAGGAAGAAGAAAACCCAAGUUACCAUUUCUAUUCACUCUCCACAGGCAGUGAAGAGGAGGGUUUCUUCUUUGCAUGUAGUAGAUUUGCUCUUUUGGAAUUGGAACCCUAACUUCCAUCUCCAACGCCACCUCACUUCCUCUACUUCCCAUUCUCCUUUUGAUGGCCGGUAACCCUUCCGACACUCCCACCGACGAUUUCCUCCAGGAAAUCCUCGGCCUCCAGAGCUUCGCCUCCGCCGACCCUUCCCUCGUUGGCGCCGAUGCCCUCUCCGCUGCUGCCUCCGCCCAUGCUCCCAUGUUUCUCCAGCUCAGUUCCGGCGACCCCUCCGCCACCGGGAUCAACGCCCUAACCGGCUCCUCCCACGGUGAUGCCGCCGGUUUCCAGGGUUUCCCACUGGGGCUCAGCUUGGACCAAGGAAAGGGAGGGUUUCUCAAGCACGAGGAUGCCUCUGGCAGCGGUGGUAAGCGGUUCCGAGACGAUGUCCUUGACGGCAGAGUUGCCAUGUCCAAAAAUGUUUUUCAUGGUCAACCAAUGCCCACAACUGUACCUGCUGCCGCGCCUCACCCCCCAGCAAUGCGUCCAAGGGUCAGGGCAAGAAGAGGGCAGGCUACAGAUCCACACAGCAUCGCUGAGCGUCUGCGCAGAGAAAAAAUAGCAGAAAGGAUCAGAGCAUUACAGGAGUUGGUGCCUAGUGUCAACAAGACAGAUAGAGCUGCGAUGCUCGAUGAAAUUGUGGAUUAUGUGAAGUUUCUCCGACUUCAAGUUAAGGUUCUGAGCAUGAGUCGGCUGGGUGGAGCUGGCGCAGUUGCACCACUUGUAACGGAGAUCCCACUAUCUUCAGUUGAGGAUGAAAAUGGUGAAGGUGGGAGAAGUCAACCCGCGUGGGAGAAGUGGUCCAACGAUGGUACAGAGAGACAAGUAGCCAAACUCAUGGAGGAAAACGUUGGUGCCGCCAUGCAAUUCCUUCAGUCAAAGGCUCUCUGCAUCAUGCCCAUCUCCCUGGCAUCGGCCAUCUACCACACGCAGCCACCGGAUCCUCCAGCCACUGUUAAACCAGAAACAAACCCACCAUCGUAGAGAAAACAUAACCAGUGAAGAUCCUACCCGAAUUAGUACUGGUAAGUCCGUCCAACAAAGGUCGCUCCCAAAAAUUGGUCCCCGUUUCAAAAGGGUCUUUCUUUUUCUCCUUUGCCGAUCCUUAUUUAUUGCAAAUAUGCUUCGAGGGUCCCGAGGGGUUUUUGUCCCAUUCCAAAGACUACGAAUUAGAUGUCGUUAGGUUGGGGACUAAGUCUGAAAUUCCAAAUUGCAAUCAAAGUCAGAUGCCAUGGUUCCUCUUUAUAGCUUUUGUUUCUUUUUUUUUUCACUCCUGGUGCUUUAUUUUUUCUUAUGAAAACAGGGGUUGGAUGUCAAAUGCCUAAACAAUUGCAGGCAGGGCCUUUUGGAGUCUUGGUGGCCAAGUCCCCAUGAGAGAGAGGGAGAAGAAUUUGUCAAAGGCUUACUUGAUAGAUAAUGCUCUUCUUUUUGGUACCACUGGUGGGACUGGGAAUUGGUGGACAAUGAUGGAAGCACCUUUCUUUCUUUCUCUCUUCCUAUUUUCUUCCCUCCUUUUCUUCUCUUACUAGUUAGUGGAGGGCUCUGUUUCGGUUUCCCUUUUCUUUUUCUUCUCUGGUUCUCUUUUGGGGAUGAUUAGUGGGUUGUGGGACCUUGUAAAGGGGUAGUGGGUGGGUAUUAGGGUAUUUUAUUGUAACAGGAUAUCAAUGGGAAUGCAAAAGUCAGGAGAAUGGAAUGGAUAAUGGUUGGUUAUUGGUUUCUUCAAGGAGUCAAUUAGUCAAUGUGCUUUGCUUGGUGGUGGUAUCCCGUUUCGUAGGAGUGCGGGGAGUUUGAGCCUAUUCGUGCAAUCCUUAAUAUGCUGCAGG
Messenger RNA from Linum tenue, 2104 nucleotides. The record is from the annotation of a GenBank genome assembly. Lineage: Eukaryota; Viridiplantae; Streptophyta; Magnoliopsida; Malpighiales; Linaceae.